CCAUAUUGUGAAGCGGCACCGUCUUUCCUCACUUCAGUUUGGGUUAAGUCCGCGUCCACUCCUUAGGAAAUGAAGGCGUAUAACGGUUUAAUUCUGGCCGUGUGACACCGGGAUGCUGGAGGGCUUGUGAACCGCUGGACUGCUUAACUAUGUUCCCUUCAGCUAAGGCGAAAUUUAACGGAAGCUGCUUUCAAUUCGCCCGCCUCUCUCGUUAGCACACAGAAAGUGCAGUCCGCAUGAGAGAGGCUCCUCCGCUGCAUUUCAGACGGGGCUUCGACAUUCCUUGACGGUCGAGCAGCAGCCGCACCAGCCGCCGCCGCAGGGUGCAGAACCCACGAGCUUCGGCCGCUUGACAGGUGCCGUCGCUCGGCUGUGCUCGGAGAGAUGCCGCCCGUCCAGAGAACAAUGUCCGAUCUUCGCACUCGAGCGGAGGGAUAUGAAAAGACAGAGGACGCAUCAGAGAAGACGUCACUGGCUGACCAAGAAGAUGCCCGGCUUAUAUACCUCAAUCAGCCGCAGUUCACAAAGUUUUGCAGCAAUCGUGUCAGCACGGCCAAAUAUAAUGUUCUCACCUUUCUCCCUCGGUUCCUCUACUCGCAGUUCAGGAGGGCAGCCAACGCCUUCUUUCUCUUCAUUGCACUCCUGCAGCAAAUCCCAGAUGUGUCCCCCACUGGUCGCUGGACCACCCUGGUGCCGCUGAUCUUUAUUCUGGUGGUCGCUGCGGUCAAGGAAAUAAUUGAAGAUCUGAAACGCCACAAAGCUGACAAUGUUGUCAACAAAAAGGAAUGUCAAGUCUUAAGGAACGGGGCCUGGGAGAUUGUGCACUGGGAGAAGGUUGAAGUGGGUGAUAUUAUUAAAGUAAAUGGCAGUGAUUUCGUUCCUGCGGAUGCUGUCAUUUUAUCAUCCAGUGAACCACAGGGUAUGUGCUACAUUGAAACAUCUAAUCUGGAUGGAGAAACAAACCUUAAAAUCAGACAGGGUCUCCAAGUGACUGCAGACAUAAAGGACAUUGACAACCUGAUGCGGCUGUCGGGGCGGAUGGAAUGUGAAAGCCCAAACCGGCACCUGUAUGAGUUUGUUGGAAACAUCCGCCUGGUUGGACACAGCACCGUUCCUCUGGGUCCAGACCAGAUCUUACUGAGAGGAGCCCAGCUGAGGAACACACAGUGGAUCCAUGGAGUGGUUGUCUAUACGGGACACGACACCAAACUCAUGCAGAAUUCCACCCGGCCUCCUCUGAAGCUGUCCAAUGUGGAGCGGAUAACCAACUUUCAGAUCCUCGUGCUUUUCGGCUGCCUCCUGGCCAUCUCCCUCAUCUGCUCCAUCGGCCAAACCAUCUGGAAGUACCAGUACGGCGACGACGCCUGGUACAUGGAUCUCAACUCUCCAGAUGGCGGGGCUGCCAACUUUGGCCUCAACUUCCUCACCUUCAUUAUCCUUUUCAACAACCUGAUACCAAUAAGUCUCCUGGUCACACUGGAGGUUAUCAAAUUCAUCCAAGCCUUUUUCAUCAACUGGGACACCGACAUGCUGUAUGAGGCCACAAACACACCGGCUAUGGCCCGCACGUCCAAUCUGAAUGAGGAACUAGGCCAGGUAAAAUACAUUUUCUCUGACAAGACAGGAACACUGACCUGUAAUGUGAUGCAGUUUAAGAAGUGCACCAUCGCCGGUGUGGCCUAUGGGUAUGUCCUGCUUUCUCUUUUCCUGCUUUCCACCCCACCUAUACCUUUGCCUCCCCCAUAGACUUUAUUAAAUGCUGGGUAUGCAUCAGUGUGCAUCUGGCAUUUCUCUGUUCUUCCUCACCGUCUCAUUAGCAGCUGCAUCGGUGUUCUUCUGCCUCUGAAUGUUAACUAUAAAUAAAACCUGGAUAGAAUUUUGCAAGCCAAGGCUCUUCACACCAUCGUCUUCGCAGCCCUUUGGUGUUUGCAAAAAUUAGAUUUUUUUUUCCUGUUUGUACUGUAUCCUUUUAUAGAUGCUGAUGUAAAAGCUAAUUACCCUCAUAUUAUUAUUUUUUUUUAUUUUACCAGACAUGACAUAUUUCUAGCAACAUUUUAACAUUUCAUUAAAUCAGUUCUUGGAUUGUUUUUUUCUACUCUGAUUUCAAUUCUCUGCCUCAGUGAUUAUCUUCAACAAAUACAAAACAAGUGGGCGAGCUGAGUGUCUUCAGAGAAGCAAAGCAAGCGCAGGCGUGAGAGUACAUGAUUAAUCCCAUUAGGAUUCAAUUAAAACGUGUGAUUGAUGAAGUUCACACUGAAGGACAACAUGCAUUAUUUUAUCUGGUUGUCUUUGCUCCCAUUAGGCUGUGAUUAGAACCACUGUAAAGUCGCCUUGCUCAUUCCCAGUGUUCGGAAUAAGCAAGGCGAGCUCAACAAUAUCACUCUCGAGAGUUACAGUGGAGAAGAUGUUGUUGACGUGCUGCCACAGAAAAAUUGAUGCUCGCAUUUCAGUUUAAAAACUAUAGAUGCAGAGGACAGACAGAUGUAGAUUUUUUUUACAUUAUAUCUAUGUCUUAUAUUUUUUCUCCUUUUUUGAGGGAUUUAGUAGUGUUUUGAUUGAAACUUUCUUUUUUCCUUAAAGACUUUAUUUUAGGCAGCAGUGAAAAGAUGCAUCAAUUUAAAAUUUAGCUACAAAAGGUAAAAAAUGUGGGUUAAUAAGCAGAAACAAAAAGUUUAGCAUUUAUGUAAUGUUGGGGAGGCUGGUUGACCUUUUGUUUUCUGUAAACUUUAAGAUUUUUAUAACUACACUGGUGUAAAAA
Poecilia latipinna (sailfin molly) is the source of this 2758-nucleotide messenger RNA. Its product is annotated as phospholipid-transporting ATPase IA-like. Gene Ontology annotation, biological process: phospholipid translocation. The transcript has 15 exons. NCBI's taxonomy places the organism in Eukaryota, Metazoa, Chordata, Actinopteri, Cyprinodontiformes, Poeciliidae. Gene Ontology annotation, molecular function: ATP hydrolysis activity; ATPase-coupled intramembrane lipid carrier activity; magnesium ion binding. The record is from RefSeq and is a predicted model, not a curated record. Gene Ontology annotation, cellular component: plasma membrane; trans-Golgi network. Bases 385 to 1746 code for a protein of 453 amino acids.